Messenger RNA from Clupea harengus (Atlantic herring), 3728 nucleotides. RefSeq lists its product as uncharacterized. NCBI's taxonomy places the organism in Eukaryota, Metazoa, Chordata, Actinopteri, Clupeiformes, Clupeidae. The record is from RefSeq and is a predicted model, not a curated record.
UGAAACGCACUGUCAAUCAGGGUGCUGUAGCCUGUAGAGUCAUUGUAACUCCUACAUAGUAUCAUUUUCUCAGGUCUGCAACAGAGAUUUGCUGGUUUGGGUUUGUGAACGUAGCUUGUAGCUUGUAGCUUGUAAUGGGGCCAUGCUCAUCGCGUGCGGCGGUGAGAUGAGAAAAGGUGGAGUAUGCGUCUGGCUGAGUACCGUUUUUAAGGUUUCCAUUGAAAACUAUGGAACGUCGUAGUUAUUUUAGAUUCACAUUACAUAUGGAGUUCAACAUUCUCAGGAGAUUCUUGUUUCCACGACUAAACUAAUUAGUCUAGCCUACGACUUUAGUACGCGCUAUUUCCUUUGCUGAGAAUCCGACUCCAUCCAGCCACAGAGGCACCGCCCUCUUUUUUGAUUUAUUAUUGAGGCAUUGUGGCAAGCCUACAGUCACAGUGACCGAAAGGCAAGGCAUAUUUGAUUAAGACUCAUCUUUCAACGCCGAAGUGGACAUCCUGUGUUGAGGAUGUGGUCACUCCUGUUCCUGUUGGGGGCUGUGCUGAAUGUGGAUUGUUAUUACACCACACGUGAGAGGUUAGCGCAUGGCCGUCGGCUUACUAUUAAGAUACCAAAGGAAACUGAGAGGCUUGAAUUCAAACCUGUGGAGGAAGCAUCUAGUGUGGAAAUAAUAUGGAGCCGGACUGGGCUCCAGCCCACUAAGGGUCGGCUGACUGGUAGCAGCUCUUCAUCAAGUUCAUCGGAUAGGCGUUGGGAGCUGCAGAAAGUAGUGUUUGAUGACGAGGGCACUUACGUCCUGAGGGACCACUGGCAUAAGGAAACCAAAUCCAUUCUACUGGCUGUGACAACUGAACACAAGUACAUCAAUCGGGUGGCUGGAGAGGACCUGAACAUCAACCUAGAGGGUAGCAACGAGCAUGAAGCCACCCUGGUGUUCACUGGGGAGGCUGCCAACAUCACCUUGGUACGAGAUGGAGCAGCAGUGGGGAAUGACCUGGCAGACUACGCCGGGCGAGUGAAAAUCAGCUCAUACGCGAUCAUCAUCUCUUACGUGAACACGUCAGAAGUGGGCAGGUACAGGCUGUUUGACAGAAGGGACCGGCUGGUGUCUGUCACCAAAAUGACUCUGGUUGACGCUCAUGAGGACACGGGAAGCAAUCCUCUACUGGCGUUGCUGCUGUUGUUGGGGAUCCCUGCUGGGAUUUGCUGCUGCUGCCGCAAAAAGAUCUUCCGCAAGAAGGCCACCACUACUGCCACUCACAUAGUCCAAGCUGAAGGGCCCCCACCUGGCGGACCACCCUCCUACAACAGCCCCUCCACCCCCAUGGUUCAGCCCGGAUCUGGCGGCCAAGUUUUUUACCACGGGCCAACACCGACUCCAAAUGCGGGCUAUGCCCCAGGUUACCCAGCGGCCGGGGGACCCAUGCCGCCUCAACAGAACCCCGGCUAUCCUGGUCAGCCCUACAUGCCUCCAGGCCCUGGCUUCCAACCAGGCUGUGACCCUCAGAAUCCAGCAUACCCCCCUCCUAUAGGACCAGGCGGACCACCCCAGUACAAUGGCCCACCAACCAACCAGUACAAUGGCCCACCACCACCCAACCAGUACAAUGGCCCACCACCACCCAACCAGUACAAUCCUGCAGUUGGACCAGGCUACACUCCUGUAACAUACAGCGCUCCUCCCCCCAACCAAAUGGAUGCUCCUGCUGCUCCCCUUCUUACUCCACCCCAGCCUCAGGAUGGACAGCCCAUUGGUUCAGCUCCUCCAUCGGACAUCUUGCAUUCAUCCGGCACGGCCUCCCAGUUCCAGAUGGACUCAGGAAAGAACUUCAACUUCCUGUAGUCUUUCUGUAGCACACCAGACAGAUUACCAAGCACCCUCCACACUCUUAUAGAAAGGGCUUUUCAGCUUCUCACUGGGAGAACCUCUAAAGUUUCUACUUCAGGAGCCUUAAAGGUUUUUUCAUAAGUUCCUUGCUAGAAAGUGGAUCAUGCAAAAGAGUGUACCAGAGGGUCGCAAGAAGAUCUUUCUACUAAACAAGUUAGUCUUUUUUCUGAGGGUGUAACACUGGUUUCUUUCAUUUUAAGUGGGUCAAAGUGGUGGGGCUAUCUUAAGCUUUAUCCUUGUCAAGUCUUUUUUGUUUCAUUUGUCUGGGUUUUAUAUUAAGUGGCACAGAGUAGCUAAAAAAACUUGCCUUAUUCUAUUGAGGACAUACCAUAAUUUCAGAUUCACCUCAUAUUUGCUUCAGCCAAUAAGAGACAAGCAACACUUGUCAACCUCUCAGGACAGAUCAAGUGCUUUCAACCAAGCAGUAAGCUCAUUGACAGUGCAUUUUGUAUAUGGUUGUUCAUUCAUGUUACUAGGACCAAUUAUACACACCUGAACUGGAAUAUACAUUGUACAAAUGUUAUACUCCCAUUGCAACUGUUAUUACACAACAACAGGGUAGAUUUUUCGGAUUUGAGAUGAAUACAACAUAUACACGUAUAACAGUAUGUGAAGUCACAUCACUAUCUCCUUUAGUGCAGGAUCUGUGCCUUCAUCUGAUGAUGCCAACAGAUGUUUAAGCUUCUAGAUUCCCACUAACUUUGCUUUUAUGACUGUUGUCCUGCUCAAGAAUGUCAUCCAGCCAGCAUGGAUAACUCAACAAGAAUUAUAACCACCUUAUGGUUUCUGUCAGACCAAAGUGGGCCUGCAACAAUGGCCAUCCCUGGGUGGUGCCUUCUCCACUUCAAACCUAGUCAACCAGGAGCUCCUACCCAGUCAGAACAAUCCAACUGGCGUGAAUGGUAUGUGGACCGUAAUGGACUAUAAAACAAAUAAUGUAAGUAAAGACACAGGAUGUUUUGGAGCAGCUUGGACUGGCAUCUCUGAACGUAUCAGACCAUUGCUGCUGACUACCCCAUGCCUCAUCUACACAUCACAGUCUAAACUGCUUCUUUAGGGACAGCUGCAGGCUGAAGACAACCAGGCUGUCUGCUGUCAACCAUGUUUUCAAAUGUUACCUUCUGAAAUGUCAUCAAUUCUUUGUAUGAAGAUGAGGGGAGGGGAAACACUGCCAAGGAAUGUCACCUUAACACCACCUUGGGAUUUUUACAGAACAGAUGGUCAGAUCUACCCUUUGACAGCCUCUCCUACUUGACUCACUUGUUGUUAUAUUGUUGCUGUGUGUUUUUCUAUUGAUUUAUGUUUCAGUGCAACUGAUUCAUUUUGGAGUGUGUAAACACCCUUUAUUGGCCUUCAUUCAAUUUAUAUUGGUCAUAUCAACAAAUAUUACAAAACACACUUGGUAAUUCCCCUAAAAGGUGUGACAUUUACAGGAUUUCAGCAGAAUUUUGUGCUUGAACUUCAGCACACUUCAUGUGAUUCAAAGAAACAGACUUGAUACAACAUGUAGUUUCAUAUGUAUUCCAUUUGAAGGACAAGUGUCAGUCUUCAUUUAGAAAACUAUUCAUAUCUUUAAUGUAUUAUAGAGUCAGCAGUUCUGUGUAUCAUAGUAGACUAGUGUGUCCAUAGAUUAUAGUGUGUUUACUGUAAGCACUGUUUAGCUUUGUAUGUUUUAAGCCAAGCUGUAACUAGAUGACAAGUUAUGCACAUAUGAAAACCCUUGGAUUUUAUGCCAUAUCAUAAGACAUAUGGAAUGUCAUGUAAUGUAUUUUUUUUCCAAUGAAUGCAUUCAUUGUAAUGUGUUUUACUGCACAUAAUAUUAAAUCAAUACUGAAACCAA